This is a messenger RNA of Tympanuchus pallidicinctus (lesser prairie-chicken), 3223 nucleotides long. RefSeq lists its product as uncharacterized. NCBI's taxonomy places the organism in Eukaryota, Metazoa, Chordata, Aves, Galliformes, Phasianidae. The coding region runs from base 225 to 1613 and encodes 462 amino acids. The record is from RefSeq and is a predicted model, not a curated record. The transcript has 4 exons.
AAGCAAAGGCGCCGAACAGGACAGGGGCCGAAGCAGAAGUGCCUGCUUGCUUUCUGUUUGCUUUCAUUCUGCGCACUCUGGAGGUGCUGCGGUGAGGCCGCGGCCCUCUGCUCCCUUGCAGGAGCAAAGCCCCAGUGCGGGGCAAUUCCUGCAGCCCGGGAGCUCCAGGGCCACCCGGCGGGAAGGGGCUGCAGGUUGGGCUUCUAAGAGCCCCGGUGCUCAGCAUGGAGAGCUCUGCUAAAUCCAAAGUUCCAUGCGGUGCUGCAGGCCGGAGGGCGGGAAUGGAACGCUGGGACUGUUGCAUCACAAUGAGAGGUCCUGCGUGUCACAGAGGGGGGCCUGCAGGAGGUCAGCUGGCAUGCCAUGAGCAGAGCCGGCCUCAUUCCUCCUGCGCAAGCGACGGAGCAUCACCGGAGCACGAGUGGAGGAGCAUCGCUGUGAUCAUGGAGAGCCCCAGCUCUCCAGGACCGCUUGGGAUGGCCAUGCAGCUGAAGCUGAUGCUGCAGUUCUGCCUGGCCUCAAUCGUGCUGCUGCCCUUCCGGCAGCUGCAGAAGUUCUGUCGGAGGUUGGGGAAGAAGAGGACAGAGAUGAGUACCCAGAUGGAGGAGGGGAGAGAUGCCUGGCGGAAGGACGGAGCAGCGGGGAUGGCGUCGCCAACCUGGGAACAGCGGACGAACCCAGACGAAAGGCGUACGAAGCUCCGCUGGGCCCCGCUGGCAUCCAUGGAGUCCCUGGGCUCCCUGGCUGCUUCUUCUUCUUCCUCCUUUUCCUCCCUCUACUCCUUACCAGAGCCCUGGCCUGGAGCUCUGUCAGAGUUGGCUGCUCUUAUCCCUCGGACCGACCAAGAGCCACAACCAGAGUCAAAGGCAGAGCGAGAGGAAGAGCGAGAGCUGGAGUCAGAGGUGGAGACGCAGCCGGCCCUGAGCCCCAGCCCUGAGACCCCGGCUCUUCCGGCAGCAGCCCCCAGCCCCCUUCAUUCCGUGGGUCCGAGCAAGCAGAUCUCCCCCAGGGAUGGAGUGCAGAGCCCCACGGAGCCCGAAUACUCCCACACGGAGCUCAUCCAGGAGCUGCUCCAAGUCAUCCGGGAAAACCAGGCAGCCGUUGAGCGCCGCAGCCAACUGCUGCAGGCACUGCUGGAGCGGCAGGGAGUGGCUGGGACCCCCAGGGAGCCCUCAGCACAGGAGCCUCCAGCACAGAAUCCUCCCACCCAGGAGCCCCCAGCCCAGGAGCUGUUAGAACAGGCGCCACCAGUCCAGGAGCCCCCCGGCAUCCAUCUGCAUAUACAGAUGGAUGUUGUUGGUACUGGGAGGUGGCAGUCGCUGGAGAUGGACAGCAUGGAUAUGGACACAGAUACGGAUACGGACGAGAACACAUCGAGAGAUCUGCUGAUAGACACUGAAGGUCACGGGAGCGCCACAAAGGAGCUGGACCCGAGAGUCUCGACGGAGCCAAGCAGGAGCAGCCCUACAGGGUUCCGCUGGGGUCCCACGGGCUCAGCCCACCUGCAGGUGAACCCAGGGCUGUGCUGGGCCGGGCAAUGCCUGCAGGCUUGCUGCUCCAGGCUGUGGCGGUGGCUGCAGGAGUGCUGGAGGCGCCGCCGUGCACAGCUCUGAGCGGGGAGGAAGAGCCUCCGAGGCCGAGUGCGAGGUCCAGCACCGCUACAGCCCCACCGCGCUCCCCCGGUUCAGAGCAGUGAAGGUUUCCCUUCCAAUCCUGGGCUCAGGCAGCCCAGCAGUGCCCUGAGCAGCCGUGGGGCCGCAUCCAGCCUGGGGCUGCAUCGCAGAACUGCAGAACCACAUCCCAGUCCGGGUGGGAAGGGCCCUCGAAGCCGACCCUGUGCCAACUCCAUGGGCAGGGGCUGCUCUUGACAGCCAGAUGGCAAAGUUCCCUCUGUGGGAAUGCAGUCUUGCUUCUACAGAAGAACAAGGGAAGAAUUUCAUGUCACAGCCAUCCAGCUUCACAGAGAUUGGGUGCAUGGAGUAAUUUGUACAAAGAGAGAGAGACUGCAAGUCAAUCAGCACUGCACACGUACAGCUAGCAACACUUCAUGUUAGCCAGUGGGAAUACAUCUGUGUAAUACUGCAUCGUGUGCUCAGAUGCACUGCACGAAUAUCCUGCCCAGGAGAAGGAUGACAGCAGAGCACCAGGCAUGGCGUGCCUGAGGAAGUGCUGGCAGCCCCCGGCGCUCUGUGUGACCAAGAACCGUCCUUUGGGCAGCAAGGAGCAGCCUGGGCCACAAUCACCUCAGCAGGAGCAUAAGAAGGGCGCUGAGACGUCCAGGAAACAACGGGAUGGCGGCCGGUUGGCACCAGGCAGACUGAGAGUUACCAGAGUCAGAACAGAAUUCAGAAAUGGAAAUGGAAAUCUCCUGCUUGCAGGACGGCCGCCACUGCAACAGCCAAUAAAAUCUGAUUCCAUCACAGGCAUCGUCCUGAGCAAUUUCUGGACCCUUCUGUCACCUCUGCAGCAUGGGGCUCUGCGGUGAUGGGCACCUGUGCUUCUCGCUGCCAGGACCUCACCGCCCUCAGCUGAAUGGCGCCUCAUAUCUCGCCUGAAUCCCCUCUUUUAGCCUGAAGCCAAUGCUGCUCUGCGGCAGCUGAGGCAUGGAGUGAGAUGGGAACGAUCCGUAUUCAAAUCCAUGCUCUUCUCUGCAGGCUCUGACAGGCCUUACGCUCAUCUCCAAGCUCCCUCCUGCGGCCUCCGGCCCCCUGCGUGUCCACACAACACUCACCAAGUCUCCCUCAGCCCUGCACACCGGCUGCCCUCGCAGUGCCACCCCAUCACAGCCACACGUGGCUUCUGCUCCCGUGCUGCUCCUCCAUACAGGGUGGUCGCCAGACGGGGCUUUGCCCCACGUCUGCUCUGCUCCCCUGCACACAUCCUGUCUUCUCUGUGUCCUCUUACAUGCCUGUCAGUGUUGGUUCUCAGCCUGCAUUCUGAGCGUUGUCUGCAACCCCAGCAUCUCCCCCUGUGGUGUCUAUUAACAGACUGUUGAUACAGGACCAAAAACAAUGGCACUGUGUGCCUUAACGAGGAACUAAUGACACUGUAGAGUCAUAGAAUGGCCUGGGCUGCAAAUGAGCACAGCGCUCAUCCAGCUCCAAGCCCUGCUGUGUGCAGGUCGCCAAGCAGCAGCCCAGGCUGCCCAGAGCCACAUCCAGCCUGGCCUUGAAUGCCUGUAGGGAUGGGGCAUCCACAGCCUCCUUGGGCAACCUGUGCCAGU